Molecule: messenger RNA, 819 nt
Organism: Symbiodinium necroappetens
Lineage: Eukaryota; Dinophyceae; Suessiales; Symbiodiniaceae
Source: the annotation of a GenBank genome assembly
AUGAAGAUCCUUCUGCUCCAUACUCUUGUCGUUGCUUCUCAUGUCCGUGCUAUUGUGCUGGAGACAUCAACCACGCCGGUAACACCGGGAAAGAGAAUCAAGGGACUGCUGAGGAGCGACCUCCAGGGCCCGAUUUUCGUGCACAUUCCGAAGACUGCAGGCACUUCCAUUUGGAAAGCUUUGGGCUCGAACUUCACGGAUUCUGGAAGGUAUCCGGAGGUGCCAUUUUUCUGCAUGAAGCACAACCCUCCGCAGGAGCACGUCCCAGAUAGCUGGGCCGUCGUGCGAGAUCCUUGCGAUCGACUCGUUUCGGAGUUUGCCUGGGCGCGGCUGCAGGGUUGGUACAACAGGUACAAGGCCGAUGGCUUGGACUCCCAUGCCACGCCAGACUGUGCUACCUUCAACAAGUGGGUGUCCUUGGUCAUGAAAGCGUAUAAAACCGACUCAGAGGUCGAAGAUUGUCAUAUGAUUCCUCAAUGGUGUUACGCCUCCAAGGUGGACAAGCUGGUGCCCAUGGUCGGGGAUUUGGAGCAGAAUGUUCGCAAAGUCGACAAGCGCCUGGCAUUUCUCAAGCUGAACAGCACGAAUCACCACUCUCACGUACUCAAGAAGUACGAUGUCGGCUGUGGUUGCUUGACGCCGGAGAAUCUGAAGGCUGUUCAGGAGCACUUCAUAGAAGACUUCGUUCACCUGAGGCAAGUCCUCGGCACCUCGAAGUAUGCUCCGAUGUCUGCUUCGGAUCCCAACUUCGUGGUGAAAGACUCGAAAUGUGCAGCUUUCCACCGCAACGGCAAGCAGCUGUGGCCAGUCAGAAAAUGA